AUGGACAAACACAUGGGCAAGAGUGGCACGAAUUUCAUCCGAGACAUGUCUCCUUGCCCUUCACCUUCCUCCUCCACCACCUCCUCCACCACCUCUUCCUCUUCCUCCACUCCCAUCUACUCCUCCUCAUCCUCCUCCUCCUCCACUCGAGUCCUCAACCUCUUCCUUCAUGUCUUUCUGGAUCCAUUGUUCCAAAACCCAAAUCGACUGGGACACUUAACCAUAGACAGUAUUGACGCGUUUCCGAGCGGUUCGCCAGGUGUUGUUACUGCAGUAAACCGCGGACUGAUUUGUGCCUCGUUCACAAAGAUGUCCUUAAAGAAGAUGUCUCUUUGUCUCCUGGUUCCAGGAAUAUCUUUACUGCUCUAUUUGACUUAUAUCCCUUUGACAGAAAAGUGGUUGCGAAGCACAGAAGAACCAACCAAGGAACAAUUUCAGGAAGAAGUAGGGAUUUACCAUGUCGCUUACCCCAGAAACUACGAAUUCAUCAUUGACCAGCCAGAUAUAUGUGAACAACAAAAGCCCUACGUGGUGGCAAUUGUCCCCGUGCGCCCUGGAGACUUUGAUGCACGCAAUGGCAUCAGGAAGACGUGGGGUGCACAAAAGGUUUUUGGGGACAAAGUGGUGCUGGUUCUGUUUCUUAUAGGCUUAGACAGUGGAAACGGUGAAGAGACGUUGCAGGAGCAACUCCGGAAUGAGAGCCAACAAUACAAAGACCUUCUGCAGAGCAACUUCCAGGAUUCCUACAGGAAUCUGACCAUCAAAACCAUGGUGAUGAUGGAAUGGCUCAGCAAAAAGUGUCAACAGGCGUCCUACGCGGUGAAAGUGGACGCAGACGUGCUCCUCAACAUGAACAACCUGAUAAACAUGCUUGUGAGUCUGAACACAGUACAACAAAACUACAUGACCGGGUUAGUGUGGUAUGACAGCCAUGUAAUACGAGACCCGUCCAACAGGUUUUUUCUCCCCUACGAUGUGUACUCCAGGGACAUAUAUCCUCCAUAUCCUCUGGGGAUGUGUUACAUAAUUUCUAUAGACCUCCCACAAAAGAUUCUACUGGAAUCAAAGGGAAUUAAGCCCAUUUAUAUCGAGGAUGCAUAUCUUGGAUUGUGUAUGGAGGGUUUAGGUAUCGUCCCCACCAACCCGCCAAACAUGGAACUGUUUGUGGUGAGACUACUGCAGUACAAUCGCUGUUACUAUUCUGGACUAAUAGCAAUACUUACAGAAAACACAAAUCAGAUGACUUCUUAUUGGACAGAUAUUUAUUCAUCCAGCCAACCAUGCUGAGGUGGAAAUAUCCCAACGAAUAGAAUAUAACUCAUAUUAUGUUUCUGACA
Molecule: messenger RNA, 1337 nt
Organism: Rhinichthys klamathensis goyatoka
Lineage: Eukaryota; Metazoa; Chordata; Actinopteri; Cypriniformes; Leuciscidae
Gene: b3galt11
Product: beta-1,3-galactosyltransferase 11
Exons: 3
Coding region: 1-1287 (428 amino acids)
Cellular component (GO): membrane
Molecular function (GO): N-acetyl-beta-D-glucosaminide beta-(1,3)-galactosyltransferase activity
Source: RefSeq, a predicted model, not a curated record